GUGUGUCUCUAUAUUAGUGAGUCUGGGCAAUAAACAGUUUUAUUAUUUUUCUUUUUCACUUUUUGGGAAGUAGAAAUUGCAAAUACUACUUUUAUAUAUCUAACAUUUAGCACUUGGAAGAAUUGGUACUGCAUGGUGCAAGUUAGUGUGGAAUCUAACACCACAAGAGACGACAAACUUAUAAUUUGCAUAAGUUCCUGUUCACAUAUGCAAACUUCAUAAGAACUUUGAAAAUGUUAGCGUUGGUAUUAGGUUCAGAAAUAGGCGUUUGGAUCAUUCCUUUGUCCUCUCUCUUUUCAUUGGUUCAUUAUCCCUAGAAUUCUUUCUUGAGUGAUGUAGGAUAUUUUUCAUACUUCUAUGUCUGCUACAAAAUGAAUUCCACCUUGUAAUGACCUAUGUUUGACCCGUAGUUAAGGUUCAAAAUCUUUUUCAUAAGUGUCAUGUGCUGGUGUUAAAAUUGUGUAUUCCUUAAAAAUUUCAUAUGUUAUGGCUCAAUGGCAUUUCAUGCCACAGGUUCUUUGAUAAAUGCUUUGUGGAUUUUGGAAUAUGUCCAACUUGUGUUCUUGGUGGCUCCUUUUUCUUUUCUUGUUCAUAAUUACUUUUUUGAAAGGACUGCAGGUCAACAUCAGAAGCGUUGAUGAGGCUAUAGUAAUUGGUGCUGCUCUCUCGUUGUCUUCUUCAGCUUUUGUUCUGCAGUACUGGAUUUUCUUUUAUUAUCUUUGGGUGCCCCUUUUGCAUAAGAACUCCACCGGUGGCAUAGUCCGAAGCAUCGGGGCAAAGUGUUUUUACUCAUAUCCUGGAACUCAGAAGUAUUUCUUCUUCUGGAUAAGGUUCCUGUUAAGAAGGGAAGAGCUUCUUGCAGAGAAGGGUGAGCUUCCAACUAGAUUUGGCUCGGCGACUUUAGGAGUACUUCUAUUACAGGACAUAGCAGUUGUCCCCCUCUUAGUCAUACUUCCGGUGCUGGAGAGUCAGAAUCUGGUGGAGGAAAGUAUUUGGCCAAUGCUUGCUAAAGAAAGCUUGAAGGCUUUGGGUGGACUGGGUUUACUUUCUCUUGGAGGAAAAUACCUUCUUAGGCAAGUGUUUGAGGUUGUUGCAGAAACGAGAAGCUCAGAAGCUUUUGUUGCUCUUUGCCUACUGACAGUUGCCGGGACAUCACUUCUGACUCAGAAGUUGGGCUUCAGUGACACGCUGGGAGCCUUUUUAGCAGGGGCUCUGUUAGCAGAAACCAAUUUCCGAACACAGAUUGAAGCUGAUAUAAGGCCUUUUAGAGGCUUGCUUCUUGGUUUGUUUUUUGUAACUACUGGGACAUCUAUCGACAUGCAGCUUCUUUUGCGAGAGUGGCCAAAUGUACUUUCACUCUUGACAGGUCUAAUUGUGAUCAAGACUCUGAUUAUAACAGCAAUUGGUCCCCGUGUUGGACUAAGUCUACAAGAAAGUGUAAGAAUAGGGUUUCUUCUUUCCCAGGGAGGUGAAUUUGGAUUUGUAGUUUUUUCUCUGGCAAACAGGCUUGGAGUGCUACCACUUGAGCUAAACAAGCUUCUCAUAAUUGUUGUGGUGUUAUCAAUGGCAUUAACGCCCCUACUUAAUGAUGUUGGAAGAAAGGCUGCUGAUUUUAUUAGUGAGAAGUUUGAUGAGGAGGAUAAAACUGAUGGCUCGGUGAACUUCGAUGCUAGUGAACCAGUAGUUAUCCUUGGAUUUGGGCAAAUGAGUCAGGUCCUUGCCAAUUUCUUGUCUACUCCACUAGCCUCUGGAAUAGACGGCGAUGCUGGAUGGCCUUAUGUGGCUUUUGAUCUUGAUCUUUCUAUUGUGAAGGUCUGUGGUAUUGAUGUCCUUCAGAAUUUUGAAAGUACAAAUUUUUGUUUUCUUAAAACUUUUUUCAGGCCAUAAUCAUAAAAUAUACACACCGGGAGUUUGUAGUAGAUGUCUUCCUCUCUGUGGAAGGCAUGGUAAACUUGUUCACUGUUUGGAUUCUCAUGGAUAGGAAAUUUAUGUAGAGUCACAUACACAUGUCCCAACUGCAUUAUCAUAGUUUGCAAUUUAUCUUAUUUUCUUAGGAUGGCUAAUGAAAUAAUCUGUGGAGAUGUUCUUCUCGUAGAAUGAUUUGAUCCUUGGGAUGUGAGCCUUGAAAAUUUUGUAUGCGAGACGGUGGACAUGAUUAAUAGAUCUUCUGAUUAAUUUAAUAUUUGAAGCUGUUAUUUUUAUACAUGCAUAUGCAUACUUAUGAAUUUUUAUGUAUGGUGUUUAAGUUAGCAUUUUGAUUUUCUUUUUGCAGACUUAUAUGGCUGUUUAGUAAUAAACGUUGACUGCUUGAUUGGCAUAGAGUUUGAGGACUGCAUUCAGAGACCCUCAAAUAAUUGCAUUUUAGUGUAAUGAGGUUUAACCAUGCAUGAGGUGUUCCUUUGACAUUUGGUGGCUUGUGUCAAAAAAAAAAUCCAUGGGUAUAAAAUUAAUUACGUGCCUAGAGGCAUCCUAUAUUUUUUACCCUCACGUAAUCUUAUAUCCCAUUGCAUCAUCUCAUAGGCUUUGUGCUUAGCAUGAGUAGGUAGUACAGUUCUUGCCAUUUUUUAUCUUGCACCUCUGUGAUUUCUGAACAGUGCUUUCAUAGACUACAAACAAUAUUUAGCUGUUUUAUAUGUUUGGAACGAAAAAAUGCCCAAGUGACUCUAAUGUUUUUCA
Ilex paraguariensis (yerba mate) is the source of this 2676-nucleotide messenger RNA. NCBI's taxonomy places the organism in Eukaryota, Viridiplantae, Streptophyta, Magnoliopsida, Aquifoliales, Aquifoliaceae. The record is from the annotation of a GenBank genome assembly.